Petromyzon marinus (sea lamprey) is the source of this 2214-nucleotide messenger RNA. RefSeq names its product RNA polymerase II associated protein 2 (gene RPAP2). Gene Ontology annotation, molecular function: RNA polymerase II CTD heptapeptide repeat phosphatase activity; RNA polymerase core enzyme binding. Lineage: Eukaryota; Metazoa; Chordata; Hyperoartia; Petromyzontiformes; Petromyzontidae. The record is from RefSeq and is a predicted model, not a curated record. Gene Ontology annotation, cellular component: cytoplasm; nucleus.
CACCCAUUCACUCACCCACUCACUCACCCAUUCACUCACUCGCUCAUUCACGGGGUGGGAAAUUUGUCUCUGAGGCGGUGACGUCACGUAUCGCAAGCCCUCGCGUGACGUCACGUAUCGCCGGUCGGCCUCGCGUGACGUCUCGCUCGGAACCUCGCCUGACGUCACGUGUCACCAGCGCCUCGCGUGACGUCACGCGCCGGGGUGAGGGGUCGCCGCGGGUACAGUGCGAGACCCGCUGGAUACAGUGCGAGAUCAAGAGCGAUGAGUUCGCGACCAGAGAGAGCGUGUGGCGUUCGCACCGCGGGACGAGGAGAUGACGAGAUGAUGAGGAGGAGGCGGGAGGAGACGGAGCGCGCCGUGAGGAUCCGCCUGUCGUGCGAGGAGCUGGCGCAGCGUGCCGUUGAGCGGCUCCUCGAGAGGAACAUCACGGCCGGAGAGCUGCUGGAGUGUGGAUCGAGGAUCCUGCCCUCGCACUACGAGGAUGUGGUGGAGGAGAGGAGCAUCGAGCAUCUGUGUGGGUACCCACUGUGCAACAACGCCCUGGUCAACGUUCCCAAGCAGCGCUACGCCAUCUCGGUGCGGAGCAACAGAGUGUACGACAUCACCCGGAGAAAGAGUUUCUGCAGCAACUUCUGCAUGCGUGCCUCCAACUCCUUCCUCGCCCAGAUCCCCAGCUCACCCAUGUGGCACCGCCCGCAUGAACCGACCCCGAACUUCAAGCUGCUGCGGGACGGUGAGAGCGGGCUGCCCGGCGAAGAGGUGCGGCUCAGCGUGGAGCGGCUCUCCCUGGGGGACGUGGAGCAGCCCCCCACGCCGCCCCCCACGGCCGCCCCCCACGCUGCCCCCCACACUGCCCCCCACGGCACCUCCAGCGGAGAUGACGACGAUGAUGAUGACGACGACGUGGAGCAGCCCCCCACGGCCGCCCCCCACGCCGCCCCCCACACUGCCCCCCACGGGGCCCCCCACGCUGCCCCCCACGGCACCUCCAGCGGAGAUGACGACGACGACGACGACGUGGAGGAGGUCGCACGGCCUGCACCUGCGGACCCUUGCACCCAGAAGCUGGAGGUGGCAGUGCCGCCCCCCCCUUGCUGCCGCCCCCCGCCGCUCGUCUCCGUGACGACGGCGAUGACGGCGACGGCGACGACGGCGCCCCGGGACUCGCGUGGGAUAAGCCGGCAGGGGGCGGCGGCGCUGGCGGCCGCCAUCGCUCGCUCGCGCGCCAGGGCGCCGCUGUCACCGCGGGGCACCGCCGUCGCCGCCGCCGCCGCCGCCGCACCCGCGCCGCCGUGCCCGCUGGCGGUGGAGGGGGCGCCGGCGCCGGGGGACGCCGCCGCCGGCGCCGGCGGGGACGGUGUCGGUGUCGGUGCGGUGGAGGCGGUGGAGGCGGUGGAGGCGGUGGAGGCGGCGCGCCGGGCGCUGAGCGAGUGGGCGACGCGCGACGCCGUCGCUCUCCUCCUCCGUCGCGACGCUGCCCGGCGUGACGAGCAGCUGGAUGAGGACGACCUCCCGGCCCCCGUCACCGCCGCCGUAGCAGCGGCGGCGGCGGUGACGGCGGCGCCGCGGGCGACUCGAGGGACUGUGGGCAGCGGCGGAGCGGCGUGUCCACCCCCACCCCCACCCCCCGCCGGGGUCGCCGGGGUCACGAGCCGCCCCGUGCCGGACUACGCGGCGCUGCGGAGGGACACUCGGGCGGCUGAGCUCCGCGUGACGGAGUUCUACGGCGGGCGCCUCGCGCCGCACGGCAGCGGCGGGGACGAGGAGGAGGUGGACGAGGAGGAGGACUACUCCGUGGUAGUCCCUGCAGUCGAUUCCAUCUCCCAGUGCCUCAUCCGACGGCGCCUCGUGGUGCAGCAGCUGAACGGAGCGCUGCCCGCUAUCCUGGCUCCCAUGCAACUAUCGCUGCGCGAGAUCGCUGGGGACAUCUCCAGCCUCGUGCUCAACUUGCGGCUGAGCCCCACCAACAUCGUCCACAGGGCUGCCACCUGGACCCUCAUCGCCCUCGCACUGCUACACGGACUGGCCGUCCGUGGGGGGCCCCUGGGCCAAGCUUGGAGCCUCCCGGCCUCCCGGGCCCACGUCUCCAAACUCCUCGACCGCUUCGGCCUCCACGGGGAUCCCGGGGAUCUGGACCGCCGCUUCCUCCACCUCCUCCCCCCGUCGUGAUGGUGCCACCACCCCCCCCCACGCCUCACCCCCCCCCCUGCC